Mangifera indica (mango) is the source of this 1104-nucleotide messenger RNA. Its product is annotated as NADH--cytochrome b5 reductase 1-like. Gene Ontology annotation, molecular function: cytochrome-b5 reductase activity, acting on NAD(P)H. The transcript has 9 exons. The record is from RefSeq and is a predicted model, not a curated record. The coding region runs from base 95 to 988 and encodes 297 amino acids. NCBI's taxonomy places the organism in Eukaryota, Viridiplantae, Streptophyta, Magnoliopsida, Sapindales, Anacardiaceae. Gene Ontology annotation, biological process: electron transport chain.
GCUGACAAUGCAAGAGCAAGAAAAGCAUAAAACAAAAAGCAUUUUUUUUCCUGUAAAUUAAAAUCGAUGUAGCAAAAUUAUAAUUGUUUGCAAAAUGUUGAAUUUACCAAUGGAUUUGAAGUUUGAUGAACUGAUGACCAAAAUAAAAACUGAGUUUCCAAUGCAACUCUCCCAUCUUCAACUACUUGGUCUUCUUGCUGCUUUAGUUGCAGGCUUCUUCACCAUUGCUAUUUAUGUUCUUCACUCCAGAAAACCUAAAGGGUGCUUGGAGCCUGAGAAAUUCAAGGAAUUCAAACUUGUUAAGAAAACUCAGCUUAGCCAUAAUGCUUCCAAGUUCAGAUUUGCUCUUCCUAAACCUACAUCAGUAUUUGGCUUACCUCUAGGACAACACAUUGUUUGCAGAGGAAAGGACAGUGAAGGUAACCAAGUCAUAAGACCAUAUACUCCAAUAACUUUGGAUUCUGAUCUUGGUUUCUUUGAACUAGUUGUAAAGAUGUAUCCAAAGGGAAGGAUGUCUCAUCAUUUUAGAGAAAUGAAGGAAGGAGAUUGUCUUGCAGUGAAGGGACCAAAGGGGCGUUUUAAAUAUAAUGUUGGGCAAGCUAGAGCAUUUGGGAUGAUUGCUGGAGGCUCUGGCAUUACUCCAAUGUUUCAGCUCACCCGAGGCAUAUUAGAGAAUCCUAAAGAUAAAACCAAUGUGAAUCUCAUCUAUGCUAAUGUCACUGUUAAUGACAUUCUUUUGAAGGAAGAACUAGAUAGCUUUGCAGUGAAAUUUCCCAGCCGUUUCAAAGUGUAUUAUGUCCUAAGUCAGCCUCCUGAAGCAUGGGAUGGUGGGAUUGGGCAUGUUUCCAAGGAAAUGAUUCAAACACACUGUCCUGCACCAGCCUCAGAUAUUCAGAUCCUGAGAUGUGGACCUCCAGGCAUGAACAAGGCUAUGGCAGCUCAUCUGGAAGCUCUUGGAUAUGACUCAAAGAUGCAAUUUGAGUUCUGAUACUUGCUGUCACUCCGUCUAAAAAUGUAAUAUAUGUGUUGGUUUGUUAAUCCAGGUGACUGAACUCAGGAAGAAAUCACUGUAAAUAAUUUCACCACUGCAUAUUACUCGAGAAA